Molecule: messenger RNA, 897 nt
Organism: Echinococcus granulosus
Lineage: Eukaryota; Metazoa; Platyhelminthes; Cestoda; Cyclophyllidea; Taeniidae
Exons: 4
Coding region: 1-897 (298 amino acids)
Molecular function (GO): protein binding
Source: RefSeq, a predicted model, not a curated record
AUGACAGGACUGCUCGUUCAAGCUAUCAGAAGGCCAUGGGGUUGUGCGCAUUCCUAUUUUAUGUCCACAUUGAUAUCUGACGCUGCUGAAGAGCACAAUAAUCUAGUUGGCAGACUUGACAUUUCUUGCACUUCAUUCUUGCCUAUCUCACAGGAGAUUGAGGAGGAAAUCAAGCGUCAAGGAUCAGGGCUUGUCCAUCCCCCUACAGCAUCAGGAGGUUUGCAUGCAGAGGUGCAGAAAAAUAAUAGCCUGCUUGUCUUUUGGCAUGAUCCUCCAAAAAUAGACGCCGCGAAUUUCCUGAUCAAAGUUUGGGAGACCCAGUUACCCUCCAAUAUGUUGUACGAGUAUGUCCCGGCCUCGAACUCCAUAGGAUUACUUUUUAAAAAUCUGAAGGCCUACACAAAUUACUCCGUCACAGUAACCGACUAUCAAUCGGGCGAAUGGGUUGCCCUGGCCGCUGUGAGCAACCACACAUUCCCUGAACAACCAGAUGCUCCCUCAUUCAGUGGGAGCACAGCGGACACUCUAGUCGUCACAAUUCCACAAAAUUGGCCUAAUUUUUUCUACACAGCUGAGGUGCUUACUGCGGAAUCAGACUCGCUUCCAAGUUGGCGCGCUGUUGCCCGUAAUGCAACAGCAAAUGCAUGCAGGUUUGAGGGUCUUCGAGCGAACACUGGCUACCGAAUUACUCUACAAAAUUGUUCUCAAACGAAUCCACUCCUUUGCAGCCAAAAAUCCAAUGAAUCCCAUAUAUUUUACACCAAACCCAAGGAGCUAACCACCUUGUACACUGUUCACGUUAUCGCUUGUGCUCGUGGACGCUCCCUGAAGGCUCAUUCGCAUAGCACUUUCUCAACAUGCAUCAAUUACAAGGUUCAUUCAGCUUCUUUCAAUUAA